AUGACAUCUGAUGUGCAUAGAGAAAGAGAGCAUGGCGUGGUGGUCGUGGAUUGCCAUCGUGUGUGCCGCGAUGGCGGCCUCCUUCUCAUCGAGUGCCCUAACGAGUGCCCCACCGCAAGCCCUACUGCAACUGCCGCCUCAAGGCCUGCUUUGCCAACUGUAGCCGUUCCAAAACCACAUACAGUAGUACUCCGAUUAGGAAACAGAUCGAUGUGCUAUGACCCCCGAUUCAUGGGCGACAAUGGCAAGAUGUUCUACUUCCAUGAUGCCAAGGGCGGUGACUUCCGGCUCGUCUCCGACGAGCAUUUCCAAAACAACGCCCACUUCAUCGAGUGGCAGCCGGCGAGGCACGCCCGUGACUUCACGUGGGUGCAGGCCCUCGCCGUCAUCUUCAACACCCACUGGCUCGUUGUCUCAGAAUACCACAUGAGCGCCUGGGAUGACGGCGUCAACGCGCUCGCCGUCCUGUAG
Messenger RNA from Zingiber officinale, 471 nucleotides. RefSeq lists its product as uncharacterized. The record is from RefSeq and is a predicted model, not a curated record. NCBI's taxonomy places the organism in Eukaryota, Viridiplantae, Streptophyta, Magnoliopsida, Zingiberales, Zingiberaceae. The transcript has 3 exons. Bases 1 to 471 code for a protein of 156 amino acids.